Molecule: messenger RNA, 2199 nt
Organism: Phaedon cochleariae (mustard beetle)
Lineage: Eukaryota; Metazoa; Arthropoda; Insecta; Coleoptera; Chrysomelidae
Source: the annotation of a GenBank genome assembly
AUGACACCUCUCGAUUGUGCCCUUCAAAGAGGUUUCAGAUCAACUGCCAAAUAUCUUCAGCUUCAUGGUGGAGUUCCAGCCAGCAGACUCAGCGACAUCAGAAAUAAACCUACUAACAGUGCCUCAAACCUACGAAUCAGGGAUGAUGUCACUGUUCUUGGAGGUACAACUACAGAUAGUGAACGGGAAAAUGGAAUAGCAGAAAAAAAUAUGAAUCGCAAAAAAAUUCUUAGUAGAUUUGGGAGGAAAGGGAUAUCUGUUUCAAGUAGUGAGUUGGAGUCAGCAAAACUCAGAAGUAGAAAAUUGCAUGAUGAUACACAAAAGCAGAAACAGAGUCUGAACGUCAAGAAGAAAAUAUCAUCUAUUAGACGAGAUACAGCUGAAUCAACCAGGAGUAGCGCUCAUGAAAAUAUUCCUUCGAGUAGCUUAGAUUAUACGAACGAAAUCAUCAUCAAUGGAAGAACAGAGAUCAACAUCCGACAAACUGAAGAAAUUAUUCUUGGUGGAGAAAAAACCAAUCCAGACGGAGUAUUGCAGUAUAAGGGAGGUAGUAUAAUUUCCGCGACUGUAAUAGAUCGGGAUCGACGACCUAGGAGUGCGAAGUAUAGUAGACUGAAAAAGGAGUCGAGCAAAUCUGUAGAUCAUUCGGAGAGCGUUCGUGAUGAAGUAACGAGUACCGAUACCAUUCAACAGCAGGGGACGCAAACACCAUACUGGAAGGAUCAAAGCACUAAUACUUCCGUGGAAACCAUCGAAACAGUUAUCGAAAAUAAAAAGGGUACCUCUGCGGUACGAACUAUCGCUGAAGAAGGAUCUUCUCUCGAAGAACAAACCCUUAUGAAGAAUUUGAACAAAAUUGAUCAACAAUCCAUUAUCUCAGUCACGAGUGAAGAUGCCGAAGAACUAAGGAAAGAUUUAGUUGUUGAAGUAUCUGUGCAUGCUUUACCGAAAUCAAGAGAAGAUCAAAAGACACAGCAGAAGAGUGAUGAGAGGUUGAUUUCUGAAUCCGAGGAAAAAUAUUCCAUGGGAAAUGAAGGUGAAAUGAAGAAGAUAUCAAACAGCGAAUAUAUGGAGAAAACAGUUGGAAGUGAUACUCUCAUGAUGGAUAAUAAACCAGAUGAAACACAAAGCGAGAAGCUGUCAUCGCAAGAACUCAAAACAUCAGAUACAAGCAUUCCAAAAAUAAAUGGAACUGGUCAUGACGCAAUCGAGAAUUGGAGCUGCGCAAUAUCAAGAAAUGCAUCUGCCGAAUCAUUGACAAAUGAUAUGGAAAUAAGUAUUCAUAUAGAAGAAAAAAAAUGUGAAAUGAAUAUCAACGAAGAAAAUGAAGAGAAUGAAGUUGUGAUAAGACCUCGAGGAAGUGAUGGAGAAUUUGAUGACGCUAUUCAUAAAGCACCCACAGAUGAUGUGAAAUCAUACAAAAUGGAGAAUGAAAAUAGUACAGUAGAAGCAGAAUGUUUUCAAACUAUUCCAGAAGUAGAAAAAGUUGCUACUGGUAUCGAAUGUCAGCUACUUGGAAAAUCCCCUAAUCAGACAAGCUCCGAGAAUCAUACAGAUCAGGAGAGUAAAAGUAGAAAGAAGGACUCUGAAGUAACAGAAAAUACAAUAAUGGGCGAUGUACAAUCAACGACCGCAAAUCACUCAGUUUUUGAUAAAUCAACAGAUGCACUUGGAGGUUUUGGGAAUAGAAACAGUAAGGAGUCUGAGAAUAUCAGGCUGAAGAAGAGUUAUGAUCUUCUUGAAAAGAGUCAAACAAUAGAAGGAAAAGUUAGGAAGGGGACUGGAGAAUCUAGUAGUUCAUCAGAUGACAAUGACACGAAAAAAUCUCAUGAAAGUUUCCGAAUACUAGAUGAAGACGAAGCUAAUCUAUUUGAUGAAACUCGACAACGAAAGUAUCGCUAUAAAAAGAAUGUUGAAGAGAAAAGUCGAUUCCGAUCAGUUGGCAACAAAGAAAACGACGAAAGUGAUGCCAGAUAUAAAAUAAUUGGAAGUAAAAUUCCUAGACCCUUAUUCAGGAGUACUCUUUCCAAGAGUGAUAAGCAUUUGGACAGAAUGAAGAUAAAUGAGGACUUAGGGAACCGAGUACCAUCUCUACCAAAUAUUUCUGACAACAAACAUUUCUCGAGAGAAAUAAUCAGGUGUAACUCUACUGCCCCUCAACAGUACCGGAAAAUGUCACCAAAUUCAGAAUCAGAGUGA